AUGAAGGCGAUCUCAGUAGCUAUCUUAUUGCUUGCACUAUCUUACUCUGCUAAUGCAGGUCACAAUGCCAACGCAUGGCGAAACAAAGUCAUCUAUCAGGUUUUAGUCGACCGUUUUGCCGGCUACAAUUCUAAUUCAUGGAGCUCUUGUAAAGAUUUAAAGGGUUACUGUGGUGGCAGCUUCAAAGGUUUAAAGCAGAAAUUAGGAUAUAUCAAAAAUAUGGGAUUUGAUGCCGUUUGGAUUUCACCUGUUGUAGAAAACACCGAUUUAGGUUACCAUGGUUAUUGGGCUAAAGAUAUUUAUAAGAUUAAUUCUCACUAUGGUACAUCUCAAGAACUAAAAGACUUGGUAAAUGAGGCUCACAAGCAGGGAGUUUGGAUUAUGUUGGAUGUUGUUGCCAAUCAUAUGGGCUAUGGAGACAUUAGCACCUUCUACCCAUUCGAUCGUAAUGAACAUUAUCACCCUGCCUGUGAAAUUAACAACUGGGGUAACCAAUGGGAGGUUGAAAACUGCCGUCUUGCUGGUUUACCUGAUCUUAAACAAGAAAAUAACUUUGUCAAAAAUGAAUUGAAAUACUGGGUCAGCUGGAUCGUCAAGGAAUAUAACUUUGAUGGUAUUCGCAUUGAUACUAUCCCAGAGAUUCCAGUUUGGUUCUGGUCUGAAUUCCAUACUUCUGCUAACGUUUUCACAAUUGGAGAAGCUUUUAAUGGUUUCGUAGACUAUUUGAAGAAAUAUGUACCUCCUUUGGAUUCAGUUUUGAACUACCCCAUGUACUACGCUUUCAAAGACGUAUACAUGUACAAACAAUCCAUGACUAGAAUCCGUGAUGUCUUAAACGAAGAAUAUAGCAAAUUCUCCGAUGUUCAAUUACUCGGUCUCUUCUUGGACAACCAUGAUGUUCCGCGUUUCUUGUACUUCAAUAACGAUUGGACUUUGUUGAAGAACAACUUGGCUUGGAUCUUGCUUGGUGAGGGUAUCCCAAUUGUAUACUAUGGUACCGAACAAGCUUAUGCUGGUGGUAAUGAUCCAAAUAAUCGUGAAUCUUUGUUUCCAAAUUUCAACCAGAAUCACUGGAUGUAUGAUUACAUCAAAACAAUCAAUGACUACCGUAAAACUGUAAUCAACUACAACGGCCAGGCUUAUGUUGAAAGAUAUGUUAGCAACGACUUCUUCGCAUGGUCUAAGGGAAAUACCUUGGUCGUUACCAGCAAUGUUGGUUCUGGUGGUAGCACAAGUAAAACUAUCAGCUAUCUACCAUAUAGUGUUGGUACUUCUAUCGUUAACGUUCUUGACUCUAGCGAAAAACAUACCGUCCAAAGCUGGGGUAUUUAUGUUACUAUUAGCAAUGGUCAACCCAAGAUCUUCAAACGAUUAUAA
Messenger RNA from Trichoplax adhaerens, 1377 nucleotides. RefSeq lists its product as uncharacterized. Gene Ontology annotation, molecular function: alpha-amylase activity; calcium ion binding. The transcript is spliced from 8 exons. The record is from RefSeq and is a predicted model, not a curated record. NCBI's taxonomy places the organism in Eukaryota, Metazoa, Placozoa, Uniplacotomia, Trichoplacea, Trichoplacidae. The coding region runs from base 1 to 1377 and encodes 458 amino acids. Gene Ontology annotation, biological process: carbohydrate metabolic process.